Messenger RNA from Acinonyx jubatus (cheetah), 3262 nucleotides. It is a transcript of the gene MEMO1, whose product is annotated as mediator of cell motility 1. The transcript is spliced from 9 exons. Lineage: Eukaryota; Metazoa; Chordata; Mammalia; Carnivora; Felidae. Bases 623 to 1480 code for a protein of 285 amino acids. The record is from RefSeq and is a predicted model, not a curated record.
GCAGGGCCGAGGGGCAGAGAGAGAGAGAGAGAGAGAGAGAGAGAGACAGAGACAGAAUCCAAAGCAGGCUCCAGGCUCUGAGCUGUCGGCACAGAGCCUGAUGCGGGGCUCGAACUCACCAAUGGUGAGAUCAUGACCUGAGCUGACGUUAGCCACCCAACAGACUGACUGAGCCACACUGGCACCCCUAAAAGCUUUAUCUUUUUACCUUUCAUAUUUAUAUCAAUAAUUCAUCUGGUUGAUAGCUGUAUGUGUAUGAAGUAGGUAUAUUACAUAAAUUUUUUUUGUUGAACUAAAUGUAGAUACAGAAAAAGUAUUCAAGUAUACACUUUGAUGAAUAUUCAGAUUUAACAUACUGUAUGUAACCAGCUUGUUAUAUCAAGAAAUAGAAUGUUGUCAGCAUUCCAGAAGGAUACAUUAUGUUUUAAUGUUUAAAAAAAAUUUUUUUUUUAAUGUUUUUAUUUAUUUUUGAGACAGACAGAGACAGAGCAUGAGCAGGGGAGGGGCAGAGAGAGGGAGACACAGAAUCUGAAGCAGGCUCCAGGCUCUGAGCUGUCAGCACAGAGUCCCACACGGGGCUCGAACUCAUGGACUGUGAGAUCAUGACCUGAGCUGAAGUUGGAUGCUUAACCGACUGAACCACCCAGGACCGCAGCUGAACGCACAGCUAGAAGGUUGGCUCUCACAAGUACAGUCUACAAAAAGACCUGCUAGAGCCAUUAUUGCACCCCACGCAGGAUAUACGUACUGUGGGUCUUGUGCUGCUCAUGCUUACAAACAAGUGGAUCCAUCCAUUACCCGGAGAAUUUUCAUCCUUGGGCCUUCUCAUCAUGUGCCCCUCUCUCGAUGUGCACUUUCCAGUGUGGAUAUAUAUAGGACACCUCUGUAUGACCUUCGUAUUGACCAAAAGAUUUACGGAGAACUAUGGAAGACAGGAAUGUUUGAACGCAUGUCUCUGCAGACAGAUGAAGACGAACACAGUAUUGAAAUGCAUUUGCCUUAUACAGCUAAAGCCAUGGAAAGCCAUAAGGAUGAGUUUACCAUUAUUCCUGUACUGGUUGGAGCUCUGAGUGAGUCAAAAGAACAGGAAUUCGGAAAACUCUUCAGUAAAUAUCUAGCGGAUCCUAGUAAUCUCUUUGUGGUUUCUUCUGAUUUCUGCCAUUGGGGUCAAAGGUUCCGUUACAGUUACUAUGAUGAAUCCCAGGGGGAGAUUUAUAGAUCCAUUGAACAUCUAGAUAAAAUGGGUAUGAGUAUUAUAGAACAAUUAGACCCCGUAUCUUUUAGCAAUUACUUGAAGAAAUACCAUAAUACUAUAUGUGGAAGACAUCCCAUUGGGGUGUUAUUAAAUGCUAUCACAGAGCUCCAGAAGAAUGGAAUGAAUAUGAGCUUUUCCUUUUUGAAUUAUGCCCAGUCAAGCCAGUGUAGAAACUGGCAAGACAGUUCAGUGAGUUAUGCAGCGGGAGCACUCACGGUCCACUGAAGCUCUGAAUCCUCAGGGAUGCCACCUGCACAUACUCAUUCUCUGUCCGGGGUCCCAGCCUAGCCCUUACCAAGAUACUGGUCCUGGUUUGGGGGGAUUCUGAAACCUCAAACUAAUAGAACUUUCUUCUCUUCUUUUCUAGUAGGUGUAGUCCUUCCUUAAUUUCAACUCAUUAAAAAUGCUUUAUAGUUUAGGGCAGUGGAAGGAAGGCUGGCAUCAAAAUAUUUUGAUCAAAAAAGAUGGCAAUGUAAAGGCCCAGUUGUGGGAGACAGUUUUUUUGAGAGUAACUUGUAAAGCAUUUACCAUAUCCUAAAUUUGCACUCUUUGCAGACUUGUGCACAUAUAUUCCGCUUUCAGAAUAGUUUUGCAAAUUGUACACAAACAAACAAAAAAGGGUGGAAGCUUUUUAAUAAAGAAAUUGCAUUUAUAAAUGAUCUGUAUUAGAAUAUAAUAAAUCUCCAGUUAUAGUCAAUUACUACCCGUGUUGUACAACAGAUACCUUCUAUUUUAGUUGCUAAUAAAGGGCUACACAACUCAAAAUAGUCUGAUUUAAACUUAUUGCUCUGUGGUACAUAAGAAAAUUGUUUUUUUAUUAAUUCCAUCUCAGAAUUUUUAUGUUAAAAGUGGUAAACUUCAGCUCAUGUAGAGAUAUGUUAGGAUGUAUUUUAUUUUUUACAUAUUUAUGUGAUUUUUUUAUCACAGAUAGAAUCAUAUUUUAAAGUUAGCUUUUAAAAUUACAUAUAGUUUGCCUUUUUGUGUGUGACAUCACUUUGUGUCAUUACUAUAUUGUAACAAUAUAAAUUCAAGAUUGGUAAAAGAAUGUAGAUGUAGUCCUUUCCUUCAAAGAUUGUGUUUGAUAGGCACUAGUCUGCAAAUGAGGAAAUGUUGAAGAGUAUUCUUAGUGAUUUUCAAAUCAUUGCAGACCAAACACUACUGCUAUGCCUUUGUAGUGCUUUUAAGCAGUUUGACUCUCUAUUUGAAUUUAUAGCAAGAAAUCAUUAACAAUAACAAAAACAAAAAAAGCCACUGGAUUUUCUUACAGUUCUACAAAUUUUUUUGUCAUGAUUUUUGGUGCGGCUCUUCCAACUAAAAUAAUGGUAUGGUGUUGUAUUUCUUUUUUUAGCAUAGACCAUUCCUAGUCACUUCGGGGGGAAAAGAUAUAUAAAUAUAUAUAAUUUGAUUAGUUAAUUAUUGGCCACCAUGCAUGUAUUAGAUUAUACCUGUUUCAGUAUAACACUGGGUAUCUACAUCACACUGGAGAGCAUUUGUAUCUUCAGUCUUAUGCCGGAAUAGCACAAUUUUUAGAUGCCUUGCACCAAUUUUAUUUAAAGAUUUGCAUUUCUUAGUUAUUAAAUAUCAACUUUCUAUACUCAAGAAUUGAGAAAAAAUAAUGUUUUGGAUUCAAAAUGACCCACCUAUAUAUGUAUGGAAAUUAUACUUGUACACGUUAAUGAUUUAUUUCCCAUCACUUAGGUAUACUUUUGAGUACCAUAAAUAUUUAUUCCUUAUUUAUUAUACAGACUAUAAACAUUUUAAACUUGACUACAGAGUGCAUUUUUAUUAUUUUCUGAGUAUAAAAUGGAUACAUGAUUAUUAUAGAAAAUUUAGAAAAUACUGAAAAGGGUAAAGAAGAGAAAAAAUUGUCUGCAACUUCACUAUCCAGAGAUAACACUGUUAAUAUUUUUUGUAUUUCCUCUCAGUCUUUGUCUAUGCUAUUUAUAUGUAUGAGUGUGUAUAUGUGUUUGUGUGUGUGCAUAAUAACAAAAUUGAGAUUAUAUUGAC